This is a messenger RNA of Rhinocladiella mackenziei CBS 650.93, 3918 nucleotides long. RefSeq lists its product as uncharacterized. The record is from RefSeq and is a predicted model, not a curated record. Gene Ontology annotation, molecular function: inositol hexakisphosphate kinase activity. Gene Ontology annotation, cellular component: cytoplasm; nucleus. NCBI's taxonomy places the organism in Eukaryota, Fungi, Ascomycota, Eurotiomycetes, Chaetothyriales, Herpotrichiellaceae. Gene Ontology annotation, biological process: phosphatidylinositol phosphate biosynthetic process; inositol phosphate biosynthetic process. The coding region runs from base 1 to 3918 and encodes 1305 amino acids. The transcript has 2 exons.
AUGUCAAAUAGCGUACCCGCCGGAAGACCCUCCGCGCCUGCCUCAACGGUAAAUGGACAGUCUCUCCUCCGCCAUGAAUCUGGGUUUACCUUAACUACAACAAGUCCCUCGUCGAACUCCAAACCCAUUCCAAUCUCACGGGGGACAAAAGGAAAGCAGACAUACAAUGGCAAAGCCGGAGGCUCUCACUACAACAGUCUCCACCGGACAGCCACCUUGGGCGAGCAAACUCCUCCAUUAUCAGAAAGAGACAGUAUCUUUGCCGACCAUUAUGUCCUUCAUGCCAGCGAUCCUUCCUCCUCUCCAGAAAGAAUAACCCCGACUCCUAAUAAUCUGCGGAAGGCCCCUGUAACGAUGUCUACCAUGGUCACUCACCCUGUCUCCCCUCCGGAGUCCUCCAAAACAUCUCGUCCUCAGACUCCCCGGAAAUAUGAAUGGCUCCGGAGAUCAGAUUCAUUCACCGACAAAGACGCCGCCUCAUCCCCGUCCCGCCCGUCCACGGGCACAAUACAUGGUAUCAGACGAAUAGCUUCCGAUGGGCAUUCGUGGGCGAAAAAAUUCCACGUUACAGUUGACUCAAUGGAAGGCCAAGAUGUCAAGGGUCACGACACACAGAGUAACAAACAGGACCCGUUUGGUGGAACAACCGUCAACGCCCAGGGUGGGUCGGAACAUGAUGGCCCUCAGCACAUUGCUGUUGAUCGAGACGACGCCAUGAGAACAGCACUGAAAGAGGGUCCUCGGACAGAACGGAGCGUCAGUCGUGGUCGGGCCCAUGUUGACAAGAGCAUUGAAGCCACAGUCAAGAACCCGGAGACUGGUGGAACGGCUCGAAGCAGGAAGGCGAGUCAUAUGAUGGGCAUCUUUGACCCUCGGACCGGUUCCCAACCACCAAUGUUUGCUCUGGGGGAACAAUUUUCUCAGGCUGGUGCAAGCAGGGAACCGUCCAAGUCAUCUUCCCGGCCUACAAGUCCCGUGCAUCAAGAUUCCCUGACCGGCCGAACCGCUCGUCGAGGUUCAAAGGACUUUAUUGACACUGUCGCCCCGUCAUCUCGGGACGCCAGUGUCGCUGCCAGCCUUCGAGGUGCAGCGGCUGCCUCUCCACACAAGCCUGAACAUGAUCCUUACUUUCGCCAACAAGACCUUUCCCAGAAGCCACCAGUCCCUCCGAAAUUGUUGGAUGAAAGCAAAGGAGCCUACAGGUCGAGAUCAGCCGACGAACUUCGGUCUGGCAAGGUCGUUGACGCGGCCAAGUCGGAGCAACCGCACAAGUUUGACGCUGUUGAUGAUUAUCACCCUACCACCCGUGAAGAUGAGGAGGAACACAUUUCUGCUGCCGUCUACUAUCCUCAUCCGGGGCCAUCGCCCGAAGAAAUCGAACGAUUCACCUCUCCUGGCGAGGUGGCUCCCGAUGUCGGCAAUCUUCGUCCACCGGUGAUUUCACCAGAGAGUCUUGAAAUGCCUGAGAAUAAAGCCCUGGAACCACCCAGGAGUACUGAACACAUUGACAUCUCAGUCGUGUCAAGGAAUGAAAAGAAGAUCUUCCAUGGAAAUUAUCAUCCUCACGAUGAGGCGACUGCAGACCUGGGGACUCCCGCUUUGUCUCCGGUUGAAGAGACCCCUUCUACAGCUGUCGUCAGCACCUCAGAGUCCGAGAUGGAAUCCCCAGAUGAAUUCGGUCAACAGAGUCACGCAGAAGAUAUCUCUACCACGCCGACACAACUGAGCAGCACACUUGCUAAAAGGCCUAGCGAGGUUCAUGUACCGAACACCAAAGCAAAAGUCGUUCUGGAACCAUAUAAGCAUCAAGUUGGAGGUCAUUCGACCAUCUUUCGAUUUUCUCGUCGAGCCGUCUGCAAGCAGUUGAACAACAGGGAGAAUGAAUUUUAUGAACGGAUUGAGCAUAGACACCCCGACAUGCUCAAAUUCCUUCCGAGAUACAUUGGCGUCCUCAAUGUCACCUUCUCCAAAGUACCCAAGCAGGUGCCGAACUCCGAAACGAGGCUCGACGAUAAGGCUGGGGCUGAACAUCCCCGUCAAGGAGAAGGGCGGCUAGCCGAGGCGACCAAAUCACCUGACGCCGAUUCCAUACCGGCGAUCUCACUGCCGAACGAGCAGCCACGAAUAGUCAGCCACUCGCAACAAUUGGGCAGCAUUCCGCAGGUUAUUCUAGAGCAAAACAAGCAUAUCAUUCCGUCAAACUAUUUUGCACUACCGGAGCGACCUCGCAGUACUGAUCCCAACCACGGACGACAACGCAGCAAUGGUUUCGAUCUGCCCAAUGCUCAAGUGCAUGACGAUCAAGAACAAGACAAAUCGCCCACGCGACCAUCGUUGCCAGAACAUUCCAAUAGUUGGGGGAAUACCUCGGUCAACGAGGGGUUGAAAGACAAGAUUCUCCGUGAAGUAUUUGGACCGCCUCCGGUGCAGUACUAUCGCCGUCAUAUAUCUUCACACAGUACUGUGCCAAGGUUGAAGAACCAUCAUGGACCUCGGAGAAAAAACAAUCUCUCGGCGAACCCGUUUCCCCGCCCGGACUCAAAGGAAUCAAAGCACUCACAGGAAAAGCUAGAGGCGCCCAGCUCGACCAAUGAAAAUACCCAGAUGAGUCCGCUGAGUGAAAUUGCACAUAACUCCGACACUGCCAAUGGCGUGUACGCGUCUUCGGCCUCGGCGUUCGAUGAUAUGAAAUAUGGCCUUGAACCGGUCAGAACGACGGGCAGCGAAAUCUCAACCGCCUCAAGCGAAAACAAGCCCCAUGUCAAGAGACGUCACUCUGGCAUGGGUCUUCGCCGGAGAAGACAAUCGAUGAAUGGUCGAAAUACUCCCGACCUUGAAUAUUUUGAGGACGAGGCCUAUGCUACUGACGUUGGCCCCGAUAUUGGGAAUGAUGCAUUUCUCAAAGAUCAAACCCAGAAAAUUGAUCAGCGCAACCAGAAUUCUAAAGAUUCGAAACUGUGCAAUGGAGUACGCGAGGAAUCCACCUCAAAAGAUUGGAGCAGGUCAAAUCGACACUCGGUCAAUCUUGGCGAAUCCAGAGACCACUCACAAGCGGAUCUAAUUCCAUCCAAUCCAAAGGAUGCACAAUCUUCAAGUUCAGGUGACCGUGUGGUGUAUUUUAUUCUCUUGGAAGAUCUUACAAGUGGCAUGGGUCGACCUUGCGUUCUUGAUUUGAAGAUGGGAACCAGACAGUUUGGAGUGGAAGCCAGCAAAAAGAAGAUGGAAUCACAACGUCGCAAAUGUAAGAUGACAACAUCACAGCAACUGGGAGUACGAAUAUGUGGGAUGCAAACAUUCGAUGCCAGAACCCAAAAGGUGUCGUAUGAGGACAAAUACUAUGGUCGUGAUCUGAAGGCUGGACGUGAAUUUCGGGAAGCGCUCACUAGGUUCCUCUACGAUGGAGUCAGCUACGCAAGUGUUGCUCGACACAUUCCACCCAUCUUGCAUAAACUGUCCAAGCUUGAAAGCAUGGUACGACGACUACCUGGCUACCGGUUCUAUGCGAGCUCGCUCCUCAUGCUGUAUGAUGCGGAGCCUCAUAAAUCGCGCGAGGCUGAGGAAGCGGCCAGGAAUGGUAUUGAUAUUGCCCAACAGAAGAGAAAGGAAGGCAAAAAAUGGCCACCACCGAUUGAGCUGAAGAUCGUGGAUUUUGCCAACUGCAUCACAGGAGAAGACCCGCUCCCACCAAACACUCAAGCACCGCCAACCCAUCCGCAUGACGUUGACCGAGGAUAUUUACGCGGCCUAAGAACUCUUAAAGCGUAUUUUGAGCGUAUUUUGAGCGAUAUCAAAAAUAAUGAUAUCAAGGAAACCAGUGGUAGAGGGGAAAUGACGACCGACACCGAAAUUACUAAGGAACUCUCCACCUCGAGUUCGAGCAGUGGUAUCACGGAGGAAGAUGGAGAGGUCAGCGUAUAA